This is a messenger RNA of Girardinichthys multiradiatus, 3483 nucleotides long. It is a transcript of the gene ildr1b, whose product is annotated as immunoglobulin-like domain containing receptor 1b. Gene Ontology annotation, molecular function: high-density lipoprotein particle receptor activity. The record is from RefSeq and is a predicted model, not a curated record. The coding region runs from base 240 to 1937 and encodes 565 amino acids. Gene Ontology annotation, cellular component: plasma membrane. The transcript has 7 exons. Lineage: Eukaryota; Metazoa; Chordata; Actinopteri; Cyprinodontiformes; Goodeidae.
AUGAUCAGCCUCCGCCUUGGCGCAUAGGGAAGCUCGUCUGUACCUCUACUACUGCUUCCGAGAGAAAAAACAACAGGCUGGCCAACAUGCUGCCAUAGGUGAACACCUGGUGAUUAUGCAGAACGGCGCUUACAUGACGUUUUUGUUUUUUUUUUACCAAUUUUCCGGAUUGGUAUUAGGUUUUUGAUCACUAACGGGGCAAAAAGUAAGGUUUCCGCGGAGGGAUACGGAGCACCGAGAUGGGAAACAUGAUACUGGUGGUGUUCCUGCUGUUACACCUGUCAACAGUGCUGCUUUCCAUUCAGGUGAUCGUCCCAGAGAUUGAGAGAAAAACAGCGCUGUUCGCCUCUGUGAUAAUCCGCUGCGACUACUCAACUUCAGCCAACCCUCAGGAGGUCCUCGUCACAUGGAAGUUCAAGUCCUUCUGUAAAGACCCGAUUCUGGAGUACUACUCGGCAGCUUAUCAGGCGGCUCUGCACCUCGGUCAGGAUCCUGCCAAUGACUGUCCGGACAGCCAGCGCACAGUUCGCACUGUCAUCCAGAAGAGAGGCAUCAAUGAGGCAAUGCUGGGGCUAGAGUACAGAAAUCGCAAAAUCACAGUCCAGAACAAAGCUGAUUUAGUGAUCAAUGAGGUGAUGUGGUGGGAUAAUGGCAUGUAUUACUGCAGCAUCGAUGCUCCUGGUGACACCACGGGCGACUCUGAUCAAGAAGUCAGACUCAUCGUGUACCACUGGCUAACCGUCCUGUUUAUCAUCAUUGGCGCUCUGUUGCUCAUCAUGCUCUUCUGCAUAUGCUGCUGUCAGUGCUGCCCCCAAAAUUGCUGCUGCUACAUUCGCUGUCCCUGUUGUCCUCGGACCUGCUGUUGUCCUGAAAAAGCUGUGAUGCAGCACCGGAUGCUGAAAGAAGCUCAGAAAGCCAUGGUUCCCUGGGUGAACGGUCACCCUAUUUAUACAACCAUCAGCAAUGCCUCCUCCCUGGGUGUUCCCCUGCUGUACUCAGUCCCAGCCUCAAUGUCAGAUUACCCAACUAAGCAAAAUAUCUCCAUGACUCCCAUGCAUUUGGCACCCAUGGCCCCGCAGCAGCAGCAGCCCCCUUUGCAUACACAAUACAUGAUGAAUGGCAGCCUGCGUAGCAGCAUUCAAGGUGCCAACCCAAUGCUGGACUACCUGGAGAACCAGGUGAGGGGGCUGGAUGUGGUGCCCCCUCAAAUUGCACCACACAUUGUGCGAAACAUACCCCCUUUACAGCCCCAUCUGCAGCCCCAACCCUCUCCUCCAGCAGUGCCCUAUGCCCCCGGCCCGCCAAGCAUGUUGUCAGCGCUGAAUGAGAUGGGGGUCAAAGGGAUGGAGAGAAGGGUGAUCACUCUGCCUCCUAUCAUCCAGCAUGUUCCCAGCUUUUCCUCCCGCAGGGACCAUGCUGGUGGAGACAGGGCCAGGGGAUAUCCAAGAAUGUCCAGUCAGUCUAGUGGGAGCACCAACCACUCAGGAGGGGGCCCACAGCGAGACAGUCAUGGGUACAAAAGCAGAGAUGACCCCCUGCCAAGACAGGGGAUAUUGCGUGAAUACAGCGAUGAUUUGGACUGGGACAACAGGCGAGGCAGAGCGACACCCAGGGGUUCAAGGAAUGAGAGAGGCAGUUCCGCUGGGAGGAGAGGGCGAGGGUCCAGGCUGCGAAUCCGAAGCGGAGACGACAUAAUGGAGGAGCUGCAUAGCAGAUCAGCAAGGAGGGAGAGGAGCUACUCCCCUCCCCGGCUCCGCAAAGGGUCCUGGAGCUCAGAUGACGAGGUCAGUAGCAGGAGGAAAAGACGCAAAGGAAAGGAUUGGCCAGAGAAACCCCCCAGCUACUACUCCACUGAGAUCCAACCUAGUCGGAGCAACUACGACUGUUUUUCUGUAAGAUCCUCCCCUAUUACUGACACUGAACCAGCAAAGUGCUAAACCUUAACCUAUUUAUGUUGUAUUCUGCCACUGCCUUUUGUUUUUAGUCUUUACCUCUUUCUUUCUUCUUCAACCUAUGAGAGGAGUGGCUUUGAAAACUGUCCCCCACUUCGUAGCAGAGUGGGGUAUCUCACACAGCUAAUGCUGCAAACAUAAAGGUCAAUCUCAGUUUAGGUCCACUUUGAAGAAACGCCUCUUUGGUUGUAGUCAAACAUACUCCAAAGCUAAAAAUGGCCUUAAAGCUUGCAGUGACACAAUGAACUGGUGCACAAAUCUUGGAAGCUAUGUGCAAACAACUGGAUGUUAAAACAGAAAUAUACCUACUUUAUUGCUAACUGAUACAGUGUGUGUUGCCAGAUUUUGUGAGAAUUUUCUGCAGAGAAACAGAUCUAAAAAAAAGGUAACUUAGUCUGAAGGCUUCAUCUGAUCAUUUUUCUGCUUGAAACAUCUGAAAAAUUGGCUUUUUUAAACUGGCUGCUGCUAAUCUUGCCUGUCUAUGGUACAAAAGAAUCAGACUUUGUGUUCUUGCUCACUUAUUUGUGGGAAUACAUUCAGAGGCUUUAGUCUAAUAAUGGGAAAAGCUGCAACAUUGCAGUCCAGAUGAUGGUUUGUUAGCUAACCAUCUCAAACCUUUUCUUCUUCUAUUUUGCUGCUGAAGAGGCUAAGAUAAAAGAAAGUUAGCAAAGCACACAUGAACGAGAGCAAACUAAAUAUCCAACUGUUCCACAGACCUUUCACACUGCCCCCAAGUGGCAGCAGGUGGGUACAACGCAUACAUGUGCAAAACUCAUGCCAUUGUCUAGCUUCGUAUAGAUUAGUUUCUUCCUCUUCUUUGGUGCUUCUUUGUGUUUCUGUCUGUGUUUUUGCUUGUGGUAAUCAUGGCAUCUCCUUCUUAAACUCUAACUUCAACUUUGUCACUUUUUUUUCUCUUAGGAUAGAGGCUCCCAUAGCAGUACCAGCGUAGUCAUCUGAAACAUUUCUCUCUUAUAUUCUUCUGUUUCCACAUCGGUGAAAUUAAGAAGUUUGUAACUAGCUGUUUAAUAGACUGAAAUAAAAUGUUUGACAGACCUAUAAUGUGCACUCUAUGUGCGUAUUUGAACUUCAAAUCCAUUGUGUGUAAUUGCAGCAAUUAAAAAAAAAUCAUGUUUAUGGCCUUUUAUAAUUGGUCUUUUUUUAUGCGAAUCCUUCUGUUUCUGUGCAUUUUCCUGGUAAUGGACAAAUUUCCUUUAGGCUAAUGUAAACAUCAGUUUCAACAAACAUAUCAAGUAUGGUGUUUUGUUUCUACAUAAUUUUCAUUUUGCAUAACUUUUUGUAAGGUUUAAGCAUUUUUGUAUUUAUCUUUAACAGUGAAACAAGGCAGCAACAGCUAAAGCAGAAGGCACAGAUUAUUACACUGAACAGAUUAGUUUAGAAGUCACUGUUGGCACUGAAUAAACACUCAAAUAUUGCAUAAAUGUGAUAAUACCUAACAAUUUAUUUUGUGACAGAUAUAGUGAUGUAUAUGAAAUAUGUGUUGUUGUUUUUAAUAAACAUAUUUUAGAUACAA